Episyrphus balteatus (marmalade hoverfly) is the source of this 2029-nucleotide messenger RNA. RefSeq names its product chorion transcription factor Cf2 (gene Cf2). Gene Ontology annotation, cellular component: nucleus. The transcript is spliced from 4 exons. Gene Ontology annotation, molecular function: RNA polymerase II cis-regulatory region sequence-specific DNA binding; DNA-binding transcription factor activity, RNA polymerase II-specific. The record is from RefSeq and is a predicted model, not a curated record. The coding region runs from base 245 to 1444 and encodes 399 amino acids. Lineage: Eukaryota; Metazoa; Arthropoda; Insecta; Diptera; Syrphidae. Gene Ontology annotation, biological process: regulation of transcription by RNA polymerase II.
AAAUAUGCGCAGCGGCCAUUUUUGUACGAGACGAAAACCCACACUUGACAGCUCCAAUGUCAAAAAUAGUUUUUUGUAGAAAAUAGAUUUUUAGAGUUUAUUUUCCCAACCAGAAAAAUUGUAAAAAAAAAAUUUCCAAAAAAUUAUUAUAUUUUUCUAAAACCAAAAAUAAUGAAAUAGAUUCAACCAGAUUACAAACCGAACAAAAUCUAAUCCAGAAAUUCAGUGUGGUGACGCAGGCACAAUGAUCAAAUCCUCGCAAGAGCAAGGCUUUCGUUUGCGACCCAACGAAACCACAAUUGCCGCCGUCGACACUCUUAAAACGUCUUUUCUGCCCAACCUCAGCAUUGACGCCCACUUCUGUCCGAUGUGCGGCCAGAGCUUCCCCCGGCAGAACAUACUCACCGAGCACAUGCAUGCCUGUCAUCCAUCCGAGAUGCUCUUCGCCGCCACCAGCCUCAAUCGCAUUGAGUACCCGUGCCUCAGUUGUGAUGAAAAAUUCUCUUCCGGAACCGAGCUCGACGAGCACAAUCGCGUUGCCCAUCAGGCCUUCCGCUUUACCCGAUGCGUGUCCUGCGGUCUGUAUGGCAUUACCACUAUCGAUGGUGAUUAUAAGUGUGUGCAUUGUGGCAACACGUGCGGCGUUUCGCCGGCGACGACAAUGGCGGCAGUUGGCCAACCCAUUUACUUGGAACAGCCACCGAUGCAAAGUUAUCCACCGAUGGUGGAGGAUGAGGAGGAGGGCGAUGUCGACAUUAUGCCGAAAGUGCCUCCGUUGACGAUACGAUUGCCGAAGAUCAAAGAAGAAGCAUCGGAGGUUAAAGAAGAGGCAUCGUCGUCGGUGAUUCAGGAGAAUCCGUCGCCGUAUCAUCUUCCACCACCGCCGCCUCGUAUGGAAGAGAAUGAUGUAAAGCCACCGGUGACGGUGGUGGGGAAUGUGCCACCUCCAUUGAAUAGCAACAGUAACACUAACACAACAACCGUCAAUGCCAAUAAUAAAAUCCGGCACAAGUGUCCCGAGUGUCCGCGGACUUUUAAGACCCAAGGCACUUUGGCAAUGCAUCGGAAGAUUCAUAGUGGAGAAGCAGAUUACACGCCAAAAGAACGACCAUAUUCGUGUUCGUAUUGCGGCAAGUGUUUUACACAAUCGAACACGCUUAAACAGCACACUAGAAUACAUACAGGUGAGAAACCAUUUAGAUGUGGAUAUUGUGGCAGGGCGUUCACUGUAAAGGACUACCUGAACAAACAUAUCACAACUCACACGGGGGAGAAGCCUUUUCGAUGUGUCUACUGCAACAAGGCAUUCAGCGUCAAAGAUUACCUCACCAAACAUAUUCGCACCCAUACGGGAGAGAAGCCAUACGCCUGCCCUUACUGCGACAAGCGCUUCACCCAACGGAGUGCCCUGACCGUACACACGACCAAACUGCAUCCUAUAUAAUACCAAUUAUAUAGCCAACUUAACUCCCUUAAAAAAUCAUGUUUUACCCUUAAAUUGUGUUUUUUUAUUUUUUGAUUAAAUCAAAUGCCUACCUCCAAAGGGCUGUCCAAAAAAAAAAUUGAGGGGCGGGGGGCUGAUUCCCAACCCACACACAUAUUAAUACACGCACCCCUAGCGGGAGAUCUUUGUACAGUAAAACAGAUGAAAAAUUGUGGAUAUAGAAAUGGACUUGGAGUAGAAGAAUGACGGUGUGGUAAUAGAUCUAUCAUUAAUUGUGUUUUUGUAAGAAUUUUAAAUUAUUAACUUUUUUUUUGUUUUUUUAAUUAAAAAUAACUUGUUUUAAUUUUUUCUAUUUUCUAUUUACUAUUUUUCUAAUUUUAAUCUUUUACUAUAUAUUUUUUUUUCAUUAUUUUAAUAUUUUUUUUUUUACUAAAAGUAAAAAUAUUUUGUGAACAAAGUCAUAAUUUUAUAUAAAUUAAAAAAUAAAUUUCUAGAGAAAACAAUAUCUAGCACAAUAUUAUUAUACAUAUAACUUUUAAGUUGAAAAACAAUCAAAUUAAAAACUAAAUAAGCAAACUAAUGAGA